UUGCGCAUUGCCCUUUCCCGCGCGGCGGCAGCAGCUCCAGGCCUCCCCGGCGGGUGCGGAGCUCGGUGCGGGCGAGUGAACCCCUUUCCUCCCGCAAAGAUGGCCUCAGCCGCAGCAGCUGGACCCCCGGCGGUCAAGAUUGGAAUUAUUGGUGGAACAGGCCUGGAUGAUCCUGAAGUCUUAGAAGGAAGAACUGAAAAAUAUGUUGAGACCCCAUAUGGCAAGCCAUCAGAUGCAUUGAUUUUGGGGAAAAUAAAAAAUGUCGACUGUGUCCUUCUUGCAAGACAUGGGAGGCAGCACACUAUUAUGCCAUCACAAGUCAAUUUCCGAGCCAACAUCUGGGCCUUAAAGGAGGAGGGCUGCACUCAUAUCGUAGUGACUACUGCAUGUGGCUCGUUAAGAGAGGAAAUUCAACCUGGAGACAUUGUCGUGAUUGACCAGUUUAUUGAUAGGACUACUAAGAGGGAUCAAACUUUCUACGAUGGGUGCCAUUCCUGUUCUGGAGGAGUGUGCCAUAUUCCAAUGGCAGAACCAUUUUGCCCCAAAACUAGAGAGGUUCUCAUAGAGAUUGCCAAGAAACUUGGGCUCAGGUGCCACCCGAAAGGAACAAUGGUGACCAUUGAGGGGCCACGUUUCAGUUCUCGGGCAGAAAGUUUGAUGUUCCGCAACUGGGGGGCAGAUGUUAUCAACAUGACCACGGUUCCUGAGGUUGUUCUAGCAAAAGAAGCUGGCAUUUGCUAUGCGAGUAUUGCUAUGGCAACAGACUAUGACUGCUGGAAGGAGCAUGAGGAGGCGGUUUCAGUUGAUAAAGUCAUGAAAAUUUUGAAAGAAAACGCAAAUAAAGCCACCAGCCUGCUUCUUACGGCAGUUCCACAUAUAGGAAGCCUAGAAUGGACAGAAACCGUACAGAACAUGAAGAAUGUGGUCCAGUUCUCGGUUUUGGCUCCAAAACAUUGAAAUGGCCUGGGUGUCCAGAUGAGAUUCAGAAUCUUGAAUCAGAGUCUAGAUUACUCGAAUGAGAGAAUACCACAGUUUUCUGGAAACAAUUAUUUGCUGGGGGCUACUUUUAUCAGGGGUGGGUUGUUACAGUUAAGUUUCUUGGGCGGGGACUUGCCACAUUGAAGAUCUUGGUAUUUCUGCUAAUAUUUUCAGAAAUGGUAAGUUCAGAGAAAGGAAAGAGGUGAAGAACCUGUUUCUUCCACGGCUGAGUUGUAACUGGCCAUUUUAACUCUUUAAGGGGGAGUAGCUAAUUUUAUGAUUACUUCUUGGAAAGUUUUGCUGUUGGAAACUUGAGAUUGUCUUUGCAUAUUCUGUAGCAUUACAGAAGAACAAAGUAACGUAGUUGGAAAGAAUUAUACAAUGGAUGUGUUUAGAAAUUAGGAAAUGAAUGCACAUUGCAGUAGCAUAGGCCAUUUCAGUCUUUGAAUAUUUCACUUUUUUUAAAGUUGCUAGUGCUCAUCUGUAAAGAUUCAUUACUGAUAUUUUGGAUUGGUUGUCUUACUUAUUUUUGUAAAAUAAAAUCAAUUUUCUGUCAUUCACAAA
Messenger RNA from Tachyglossus aculeatus (Australian echidna), 1542 nucleotides. It is a transcript of the gene MTAP, whose product is annotated as methylthioadenosine phosphorylase. The record is from RefSeq and is a predicted model, not a curated record. The transcript is spliced from 8 exons. Gene Ontology annotation, biological process: nucleoside metabolic process. Gene Ontology annotation, cellular component: cytosol. Gene Ontology annotation, molecular function: S-methyl-5-thioadenosine phosphorylase activity. The coding region runs from base 100 to 957 and encodes 285 amino acids. Lineage: Eukaryota; Metazoa; Chordata; Mammalia; Monotremata; Tachyglossidae.